Messenger RNA from Dinoponera quadriceps, 9041 nucleotides. RefSeq lists its product as uncharacterized. The transcript is spliced from 8 exons. Gene Ontology annotation, biological process: intracellular sterol transport. Lineage: Eukaryota; Metazoa; Arthropoda; Insecta; Hymenoptera; Formicidae. The record is from RefSeq and is a predicted model, not a curated record. The coding region runs from base 26 to 1873 and encodes 615 amino acids. Gene Ontology annotation, cellular component: endoplasmic reticulum-plasma membrane contact site; plasma membrane; endoplasmic reticulum membrane. Gene Ontology annotation, molecular function: sterol binding; sterol transfer activity.
AACUUCUCGUUAAUCCUUGGCCGGAAUGGACGACGCGGGAGAACGCGCGGAAGCGCCACCGGAGUUGCCGGAAGUUGAAGUUGCGCCCGCCGACAGCACCGGCGUCAAUCUGCGACGAGGCGCCAGUCUCAGGAUACCGUCGACCGCGACAGAGAGCGAGUUGGGCCCGCAGCUACGUCGCGGCGGCUCCCUCAGGAUCCCACGGACGAGCGAGGCCCGCGUCGCCGCGCGGCAGCGGGCGCGCGCCUCGAGGUCGUCGCCGUCGUCGACCUCGACCUCGUCGUCAUCAUCGGCGGUGUCGGACAGAUGCGCAAGCUGCGACACACCGUUCCGGUCCGCCUGGCGCUACGCACCUGCCGGGAGUGACGCACCUGCGCCGGAGUAUCUCGCCAGGAGCCUCCUGCAACUCGGAUGUCCUGCCGUGUCGAUGCCUACACCUCGUGGCGGUGUCGGAUCGGAGCAACCGCCGAGCAGCGACAGCGAUGACUACCCCACCGCCAAUUAUCAGCAGCAACAACAACAGGGCCACGGACAGCUGGACAGUUAUGCCGUGCCCAAGGUCCAGGUGUCGGGCCCAUCUAACGCCGAUGAAUCCGCUUCCAUCGUCAAUGGGUCUGCGGGGUCCAUAGGCGCGCGAUCGGCACCCAGCACGCCCCUGCAAGCUGCUCCUGAUGGGCCGCAGGCCGCGGGCCAACAAUCGAUCAGCGGGUCUCAGCUCACCGUGGCCGGCGCCGGCUAUCCUCAACCUCCGAGGAGUCCCAGUCACGCGGCCUUGAGAUGUAACGACAGUCACCUUUCGAAGCCGCUGAGUAGGAGCACACCAUCGAUGGCAGCUGGCGGUGGCGCGCAGACUCCAGCAAAGGUUAGCAGAUCCUCCUCGAGGUCGUCGCCGACGUCCACCAGCAGCGCGAGACAGAAAAAAUUCCAUAGGCACUUCAGUCAGUCUUCGAAAUUUCGCGACCAGGUGGCGGAGGACGAGCGCGUGCUGAACUAUUACAGCUGCGCGCUGGUCGGCGACAUCCUGCUGCAGGGUCACCUGUAUAUCACGCCCAACUACUUCGCGUUCUACAGCAACGUGUUCGGCUACGUGACCAAGCUGCUGAUACCGACGGUGUCGGUGCUGAAGAUCAGCAAGGAAAAGACCGCCCGCAUCAUACCGAAUGCGGUGGCGGUGGCGACCGAGGAGGAGCGCCACGUUUUCUGCUCGCUGCUCUCGAGGGACUCGACCUUCAAGCUGAUGAAGCAGGUCUGGGACGCGGCGAUGGAGCCCCGGACACCGGACGUCCUGCCGUCGCUCGCCAGCGACAGCAAGCUCCUUACGCCCGACACGUUGCUGGUGGACGAUUCCGAGGAGGUGAACGCCGAGGAGGACGAGUCGAGCAUGUCCGAGAGCGGCACCGAUCUCACCUCGAGGCCGCCGACCGUCUGCACCGACACCGACGGGGCGCCGGUCGCCUUGAACAGGCCGAGUUUGCCGGUCGCCAGGUUGGAGAGCUCGGUAGUAACGAGGCCGCUGACACCGGGCCGAUUCGGCGUAUUGAGAUCCUUGUUCGCUGGAUUGAGGCCUGGCACGUUGAUUACGAUACUGGUGUUCUUGGCGGCUCUCCUGAUGGCUCUCUACGUGUCGGCCGCUGUAAUGUUGAUGCGUAUUGAGAAUCUGCACACCGUGUACGUGAACCACCCGCUGGUCUCGCCGGAGCGUUUUACACACGACCGACUGCUGCAUUAUCUCAACACGAACCUGGAUCAAAUAAUCAAGGUACGUCAGAGCCUGCAGACGCUGUCGCAGCAAUUCGUGACGAUGAGUCAGGGCAGCGAGACGAGCCCGGCCAUGUCUGGCGGCGUGGUGGAGCCGGAGGACGCGCCGAGUUAGCCCACGAUCGGGCUGAGCGAUCCAAUUCAACCGAACAGCACGAGGCCCGGUCGCCUCGCUGUGGCGCGAGGCGUCGCCUCGUGAGGGACGUCAAUGUCGUCGCCGCUGUCACUUCGUCGUCGCCGCACUUUUACCGCCGCGGAAACGAGACUCCUCGCCGAGAGAGAUUCGUCGCGGCGUGGUGGUCGUCGUCACCAUGUCUUAUUAUCAUCCAGAGGUUCACGGGAGAGAGAGAGAGAGAGAGAGAGAGAGAGAGAGAGAGAGAGAGAGAGAGAGANAGAGAGAGAAAGAGAUCGCAGCUCAUGAAAGACGAAAUUCCCGUGCGAACCUCGAGCGAAUUCGCGCGAUAUUUAGGCCGCUUCACAUACACAGCACAUGCGUUUUAUGUAUUAACGCGUAUGUACGAUGACACACACUCCCACAUGUAAUACUUACGCACACACAUAUACACACACACAUAUAUAUAUAUGUACAAUGACACAAAAACAGACAGUACAUGUAUGUAAAAGUACCUCAAACGAGCGAAGGCGACGAGGGUGAGAAGCGCGCGGCGAGCGAGCGAAGAGGUUCUCUCGCUUUUUUGUUUCCUUUUCAUUUCUUUAUGAACUAGUCACGUGUGUACCUAAGCCCCGGGGUAUACGGCAAAAAGAAGCAAAAUGAACAAAAUGAUAUAUGUAUAUAUACAUAGUAUAUAUAUAUGUAUACAUAGUUAUAUAUAUAUAUAUAAAAGUAUCUAUAAAACAUACAGAUAUAGAGUAAUAAUGCAUAUUUCGCGAUUAUACCUGUUCGUUAAUUAUGUAUUUCGAGCUAGUCGGGCACUACCCUAUUUCACCUGCUGCUGUACUAAAAAAAAAGUCGACACUUAUUACAUAGCGCGUCACAAUUAUGCGUGAUUAAUAUCGUAUCUCGCGACAUCAAGCGGGCGCGCGUCGCGCGCCGAGCGACGAUACUUCGCCCGCGAUAAGUAUUGACCGAGAUACAAAGGAAAUUCGCUUACUUUCUCCGCUCCACAUAUUAGCUCUUUCAGUACCUUCCUUGAGCUCGAGUAGAUUUGGUGAAUGGUGAAACUUCGAUCGGACCACCGCACCUUCUCCCGUUCAUUUCCGAACUCGGGCGAAACGUUCGCCGCGGCUUUGAUUUUUUUCCUCACUAUCUUUGGACUAUCUAUAUUUCGAAAGUACGCUGUUACAGCGGAGACAGAAAAGAUUUGUGACGUCGAACGACGAUGUAUGAAUAACGAUAAAACUACAAAUGUAAAUAGAGAGAGAGAGAGAAAGAGGAUAUGUGUCGCGAUUCUUUUCAUAUUUUAAUUUCAAAAUCGAGAUCCGUGUUAUUUUAACAACUCAAGUUCCAUCUUUCCGAAUUAUUUCACUUUUUACUCACUGAUAACACAAAAUUGACUUAUCAACGUUGAUUUAUUAACGUUUACGUAGCGUCGUGUAGCCGAUUUUCUGUCUGUAUAUUCUCUCACAUACGCGUAACGUGACCCGAAGCGCAACACACAAAUCGGGGAAGGUCUAAACGAGGCGGAAUAAAAGGACAACUCUCGUCCAAAUAUUAAUAACGUUUGCAUAUUUGUAUCUCACGUCGCGCGGGCUUUGAGAGAACAUUUACUUAGCGCGAAGUAGACGGAGAGCCUGUUGCAAGGAAACUGAAUAUGAAUCUGGGGAGGCCGCUGAACGUCCUUCUAUGUCUAACUAGGUACUGAAAGGGUUAAGAACUGCGUACCCCUCGGACGGACCCGGAGACGCCCGUGAGAAUUCAUGGUUCUCCUGUGCGCGACUGUUCCUAUUGCGUUCUCGAUUGUUUCUGGAAGUAACGACUGCGUAUAUAUUUCUUCUGGAUUCGAGGCGGUCACGCGAGUCUUCUAUGUCGAAAGUGGCUCUGGCCUCGAGCUCUCGGUGAACACACGCCAGGGCUUGAGAGAAUCCGAUCGGUUAGUGUGCGACGUCGUGAGUGAGAAAAUUUGCGCUGUUCAGUUCAUUCCACUUGCGUCCAAUUUGCCGCUGAUAACACAUUGUAUGAAAUCUCGAAUUCUUUUCCUUUUUUUCAUAUAUAUAUAUAUAUAUCAUAUAUAUCAUAUACAUAUAUAUCAUAUAUACAUAGAUAUAUGAUAUAUGAUAUAUAUACAUAUAUAUGGUACCCAAAGAGUCGGGAAAGCAUUGUAAGAAUACGAAAAUGGCUGUGAUUAGGAUUUUUGUUGCGUAGCUUUCGCCGUUUUUAUUUGGGACUUUGGGCCGACACGUGGAAAGUAGUCGGAGGAUACGUAGAUAAAAUAUUUUUCUACUAAUUUUUAAGUUGGGACAUUUGAUUAUAAAUUAUUAUAAUACCGAGGGCAGCGUUACGCAUAUUACACAUACUUUCGGACGUGAGUUUACAUCGAUACUUCGGCUUGAGUUUGCUGUAUCGAGAGAUGGUAUUUUUUUUCGGACUAAAAUAUAGAUUGUUCGUUGUUUUUUCUUGAAAUUUCAUCCCUUGGCGCACACUUUCGAGAUAAACGGCUCGCGCGCGCGCGCGCGAGUGUGCUUGUGAAAUGUUUCGUUCGCUCGUGAGUGAACUUGAAAAUCAUCGCACUACGUGUGCUUUCCUACGGGAUGACGGAGGAAUGUUCGAGGAGGAGAAAAAAAGAAAAAAAAAAAGAACAGAAAAUCAGAAGUGUUAUUAUAUUCGUGGUUAUAAAAAACCUGGGAAAGAAGGUGGUUGACUGUGAUAAUAGGAUCGUGGAUGCGUCUCGCGCGGAGACAGAACGAUCGCGCUUGACCGAGUGCGAAUUUUCGUUCCGUUCGUGAGAGAGAGACAGAGAGCGAAACCGUGAACUUCUCUCCUCUCCCUCUCUCUCGAGGAAAAAAAACGUUAAAAACCCGAUUUAUCUGCAAAGCAUGACUGUUGUGAUGCGACAAGAUGACGAUGAUGAUCGUUCUAAGAGUUCUCAGGAAGAAGGAACGAAAGAAAAGGGGACGGAAUCGGUGUUAAGCGCGAUCGUUCUCUCCCCCGAGUUCAAUAUGGGAUCUAAGAGAAGUGCUGUUACAUUAAUUAGCUAUAUAUAUUUAGGAAAGUGUAAAGAGAAGAAACUCCCUUAAGCGUUGUUUUCUACGUUGGUACAUACACAUGUUGUAUAUCGUUUAAUUAAUUAGUAUUCAUUAUACAUACACACACACAUACACACACACAUAUAUAUAUAUAUAUACAUAUAUAUAUAUAUAUAUAUAUAUGGUGGGAUAUAUUCGAUACACACGCACGGUAUAUACUACGCGGUUACCUUAAGUUUCGACUCUAUCGGGCUAUUGUUGUGUCGUCGCUUCUGUUCUGUCACCGAGCAGCAGACGUUGCAUUCGUUUGUCACUCGCGCGAAAAGGCGGCGCGAAACAAAGGUCGGCAAGCAGCCGUCGAGAAAUUCCAGCGAAAAUUCGCUCUCUCCGUUCACAACUUUUUCCGCCUUCGAGACGGGAUAAUCAUGUGAGGCGCGGGGCGAAAGAGGUUAAAUUCCUUUAAUUGCGCGUCCCAGCACGAGAAACGCGCGCUCGACUUCGACUCGCGUCGAUUCCGUCGACGCGAAAAAAAGAAACGUUUCGCAGCAACGGCGGCAGUUACCCGCCGAACGAAGUGAGAGAGAAAGAGACAGAGAAAGACAUACACACAUGCAUAUAUACAUAUACAUGCCUGACGCGUAUCUCAUUGUUAAUGACUCAUUAAAGGCGGAAACCGGUGCGACGAGGAGCGGGCCCGAAUCGCUUCUCGCCGGACGUUCCGAUAAGCUUCCCAAGUAGAAAUUAAACUAGUUCCUAGCCAGCAACCGGCCAGUAAUUCUCUAACCAGCUAGUCUCUGAUCGGUCUUACUGGCCGAAAACUUACAAGUUUGUGGGAGACUUGCUUUGACAGUAACUGGAUGGUAAAACCAGCCAGUUUCUGUCCAGCUCCCAAUCAAAUUUUGAGCAUUUCAUUCGUGUACUGUUUCACUUAUUUAUUAUUUUGCCCAGUUGCCUGCCAGGAAAUGGCGAAGAAACACGGGCAAGAGUUUUAAGAGUUUUUGCUGGAUAAAAAGUGUCCAGUGUUAACUUACAAUUUUUUUUUUUUAACAUUUAGUUUAUGGCAAAUAACUGACCGAGAAGUAAUAGUUAAUAUUUUUUCGGAAAGUUUCUGAACAGUUACUGUCAUUAAUUAAUUCAAGCCGGUAAAAACUGCCUGGUUUCUGUCUAGCGAUUAGUUUUCCCCCAACAUUUUUCUGCUCGGGAAUUCAAGCUCGGAAAUACGCAAAAGCCUGAUCUGUCGCCUGACCAUCGCGUCGUUGCGCGAUGAAUCCUCAGAAUUUCUGACAUUCAUCACCUUUCGAAUCCACGCGAACCGACGGACAAAAAGAUUCGCGAUAGAUAUCAAUUUUUCGAAACUCGUCUCACCUGUCUUGUCUGUCCCGAUAAACCCGACAGCCCGUUUCCGGCUUGUCUCUCUUUCUCGAGAGAAAGGCUAUCAACGAGAGAGACUUGUCGAGUUUUCUGUUUACAAACAAGAAAUAGGGGGAUUAUUGGGAGAAUCUAAGUGAAUCCGAUCGGCGGGAAUGACGUGAGGAGAUCGCAAAGAUCUUCUCUAAUUGUGAUUGUUAUCAUUCGAUUUCUCUAGUUUCUCAAUAUGUGACAAAGAGGGGGUUGAAAUUACCAGGAACGAUCCCGUGCCGGGGAACUAAGAGCGAUUUGGGAUAAAAAUGUGCAAGGGACAAGAUUCGAGCUGAUGAUCACGAGGGAUCGUAGCCAAUAAACGCGACAGCCAAGUCCAGUGCCAAAUUUGGUAGAAAUCGGGGUGAAAAGAAAAAGAAGAGAGAAACCACGAAAAACGAAGACACGCUUGCUCCUGUGAUUGUCGUGCGCUCGUACAGCUUUUCCGCCGCAUUAGGGAGUCGAUGUUAAAAUCCCGCUACCUAGAACAAAGUUACGUCGAAGAAGUACGUUCGAGAAAAGGUUUUCACAAGACAGAACAGCGUUAUCUACCGUGGUGUCGGUCGUCGACUCGCGAUCGUGGUGAAAAAGAAACGACGGAAUUUCUCACCGGCGAGAGAGACAUGCAGGAUCGAAAAUAAUUAGCGAAUAAUCUCUCGCUACUACCGAGAAAUCUCACUGAGCGAAAUUUUAUGGAAGUGAAAUGUGGAAAGAAAAUUAAUUCUUCUUUUGAAUGCGCGACAAUGAGCCUUUCCAAAAUUUGUGACGAGCAUAGUUUGAAACUACCGUCAAGAAAAUAUUCUUUGUUGAAUGUGACCAUUUUUUAAAAGAAGGAUGAUAAAUUGAGCGAUCGAGUAAUUCUUUCUAACCAAUGGAAUGAUGUGUUUCUGUAUGUAAAAUUGACUUGUUAUUCAAUUCAACGUUACGUCUAGAUAAAAUAGAAAGUGACGAUGACGUCGGAAUGAAAUUCAUAGAAAAAUGCUUCGAAGUUGACGAAUUUCUCCAAGUCAGAUUUCAACGUCGACGUUGACAAACACGAAUUUUUCCAAAUUAGACUUCUUCGACGAUGAUCCAUGUUUCGUCAUAUAAAAAGAAAAGAAAGAGAGAAGAAUCAUUUCGAUUCACUUAUCCGUUUAUCUUCGAAGGUUCGCCGACUUCGUCGGACUUUUGCGAAUGAUUGCGAACUCACGACCGACACCGUGAACGAAAUCGGUGACGAAGGACAUUCUUUCCACGUAAACGACGCGAGACGCGUGGUGGGGAGGGAGGGCCGCGGAAGCGCGAGGGAUGACACGAAGUAAGACGCGAAACAUAUAUAUAUAUAUAUAUAUAUAUAUAUAUAUAUAACAGACAGUGAAUCCCCCGAAAUCUGGAAAUUACCGACGUUGCGUUAGUUGAUUGUAUUGCGUAGAGUGCGGUAGAACCUAUUCCUCGUUCUUGUUUACGUACGACUGCUACUUGCCUUACCGUAACAAUGUUUUUAGACAUUUUAGAUGGGUGCUCAACACACGGUCCAUUUAUCUAAGGAUACGCGAGUGUGUGUAUGCGGCGAGAUUAAGGGCGGUCGCGCCUCGUAUAUCGCGUCGCGAAUUUCAGCGUGUUGCCGUGAUUCGAAAAAUUCAAACGAGCGUUCACUACAAUUCUCAUAUUCGUUACUCAUUUUCUCACAUUCUUUCGUAUUCUUCCUACGUACACACACACACACACACACACAUAGAAAAAUACAUACUACGUGCAAAUAAAUAUCACUCGUUUCGAGAAUUUCAUAAGUUCAUAUAUCCGUAGUAUAUAUUACAACUUCGUCGCAAGCGUCGAAUUUAUUUCAAAUAUCUUCUGAAUCUCCUGGUAAGUUCAGCAAUUUCGAUCGGAAAUGUUGAAUUAAAACGAAAAUGGUGUUGUUCCUUUAAAUUGGCCUAAUUUUUUUUCGCGCAAUGAAGCUUUGUAAUAUUCUUGCAAAGAGAGUAAAUUCUUUUUUUAAGUACGUGAUAAUGAGCUGUUCUAAGAUUUGCAAUGAGCAUAUUUUGAGGCCGUUGUCACGAAAAUAUUCUUUGUUUAAGACAACCAUUACUUAAAAGAAUGAAAGUAAUCGCUUUUCUUAACAGUAGAAUGAUACUUUUCUGUGUGUAGAAUUGACUUAUUAAAUUAAACGUUACAAUAUGCGGAUAGGAGAGAAAAUGACGAUGACCUUGAGAUAACGUCAAAAUGACGAGAAAGUGAUCGAGAAAAGCGAAUCAUUUUCUUGUUAUUGUGAUUUUUUGUUCUACCUGGGUAUUCCAUAUCUUCCUUUGGGUAAAUACUUAUCCUAUUUAAAUCAUCGCUAUCUCUAAACGAUCGAUUGUACGAUAAAUUCGAAGAUUACAUAAAAUUAUGACCCAUAAAUAAUCAUCAGUUUCUAUCAGUUCGGAGAUGACGGCACGCGGAUCAGUUCAACGCGAUAUCCGAGGCGCACAAUUCGCGGAUCAGCAGGAGGAUCUAAUAUUUGUUAAGAAAUUUGCGUGGCCGCAAAAUAUCGAAAAAGAGAGAGAGAGAGAGAAAGAAAGUAUGUAUGAGAGAAAGAGUGAGAGAGAGAAAGAGAAAGAGAAAGAGAUUCGUGUCCGUAAUCGGAUCUCGUAAUUGUUGCGCGCACGCGAACACGAGCGUGGCGAGAUGGAAUCCAAAAAACUACAGACAAGACCAAUAAUUUACUACGUAAUUUGUGUAGCUCGAUACACAGAACGCAGAAAUAAAUUUCAUGAAAACCA